AUGAGCAACCCUAGUAGGCAAACCAUGACGGAAGCCGAGUUCCAAGACCGUGAACGUGAGCUUCGAAACCGCGAAUUGGAGCUUGAACGCGAAAAGCGUGAGCUUAAACUUCAACAGAGCAAAGUCGAGCUCGAAAAACAGGAGCUUAGAUUCAAAGACGACAAAGCAGAACUCGAAAAGAAGGAAACUGAACUCAAGGAAAAGAUCGCCAAGCUCGAAGAACUUGAAACCGAGUUCCAGAAACAUGGACCCGAUAUAAUCAGGCUGGCGAUAUCCAAGAAGUUUAGGCGUGGCAUGAUAGGCACGAAGGAACACGAACUCAGACAGAGCGGAGAUAUAAAUGCUCUUCAGCGAUGGCGAUAUGAACGCCACGUGUACGAACAAGACCUCGAUGAGGCAGAGGAUCAGUUAGCAGAGUUCCUCGACGUGGAGACCGGACUCCGAGAGAUUGCUCAACGGGAAAUCUGUUUAGGAGAGCGAUUUAAGCAAGAUCCCGCAAGACUCGAUCAAGAGAUCGAGAUCGCAGACAGGGAAUAUAAGCGACUUGAGCACGAGUGGUGGAUGAUCCGGGAUUCUUUCUCUGAUGGACCGUUAGUGCGAGGGUUUGAGCUCUGGCGGGGGAAUCCUAAGUGGUACAUGCAUCGUGUCCUUCGGGAAGACUGUGCCGGUAGAGGAGGCUGCUGUGGGCGUGAUUGUGGAUGUUGUCUUAAUCGCAAACUUUUCCUGGAUCGCGAGCAUGCAGCUGGGCACUGCACUGUCGAAUGUGGUUGUUGUCAGAAGGCUCGGGGAUUUGAGCUUUCUGAGGAUGAAAAGAAGAAGUUUGCGAUUCGAUAUGCGGUCUCCCAGGAUGGUAAGAAGGGCCUCGACCUGAAGGACCUCCAUCUGAAAAACCUCGAACUGCAAAACCUCAACCUGCAACAUGUGCUUUCUGAAGAAGCAAUGAAGGACACUGUGAUGAAGUACACGUUCUCCGACGGUGAAGUUGCUGAAUAUGAGCAAUAUACAAACGAAGCCGACUUCACCGACUAUGAAUCCGACGAUGAUGAGUGUCCCCGGAAGAGGUGGAGGAUCCGUACUAUCGUCGAAUCUCCCAAGCUUCGAUCUGGGGAUUAG
This is a messenger RNA of Penicillium mononematosum, 1113 nucleotides long. RefSeq lists its product as uncharacterized. The transcript has a single exon. Lineage: Eukaryota; Fungi; Ascomycota; Eurotiomycetes; Eurotiales; Aspergillaceae. The record is from RefSeq and is a predicted model, not a curated record. The coding region runs from base 1 to 1113 and encodes 370 amino acids.